AUGAGCGGGGAUAACACUGCCUUUUUCUAUGAGGUCUUCUACAGCGUCUGCUACGGUGACGCAAACCCGCCAGAUGCCAUCAAGAAGCUUCACACGUUCUCCCCGGCCAUACUCCAUGGCUACUGCCGACACCGAGUCAAGUCAGCCGACUAUCCUGCCAUAAUCCAGGAGGAAGGACACUCUGUACGCGGGAUCUACGCAACGGGCCUCACAGAUGCCAACUUGGUCAAGCUCGACUAUUUUGAGGGGUCCGAGUACGAGCGGAAAGGCGUCAAGGUCAGACUUGUCCAGGAUGGGACGGCGUUGACGGGCGGCGAGGAGAAGGACGCCGUUGCGUACGUGUUUUUGCUUUCCAACCGUCUGGAGCGGGGUGAAUGGGACUUUGAACACUUUCGCAAGGAAAAGAUGAUGUUUUGGUCCAGUGACCCCAGCGACAGAGCCGUGGUUAGUUAG
Molecule: messenger RNA, 453 nt
Organism: Geosmithia morbida
Lineage: Eukaryota; Fungi; Ascomycota; Sordariomycetes; Hypocreales; Bionectriaceae
Product: AIG2-like family
Exons: 3
Coding region: 1-453 (150 amino acids)
Source: RefSeq, a predicted model, not a curated record